CUCUCUCUCUCUCUCACACACACACACACACACACACAUUAGUCUUCUCUUUCAAAGUCUGUAGUGGUCUUGGUUUGCGGAGAUUGUGGCUCCUCAACCCAGCUGCUAUGUUCUUCCAAACUUCAAAUUCCGUUUAAUUGAGCUGAUUUUUUAUGUUACUCUUUUUUUUUGUUUUUAAUACAAUAAAUAGUUAAUUUUGUGUAACUAUGGAAGUAAAUAAAUAAUUAUACAGAUAUAAAUAACUUUUUGACAGUUUUUGGGUGGUUAUUGACCGUUUGAGGUGAUUAAUAUUUUAAUCAUCUUGUAAUUUUUAGGAGCACUCAGUUUUUUAAUAUUUUAAUCUAUUACUAUAAAAUAAAGCAAAUAAUUUUUGAAUAAGGUUGUGAAGUAUUUUUAAAAUAAAUUAUUAUUGUCAUGAUCAAAUCAUUAUGUACUUCACAUCACCAAAAUCUCACUUAAGAGAAUGGCUGUUUCAACUAUAAUAAUAAAUAACAAUUAACAAAAUGAGAAGGAAAUAUAAUAACAACAAUAACAACGUUUUUUUAUAUAUUUUUUAAAAUAAAAAAAACUUAGAAGUAAAAUUUAGGAGUUGUUGAUUGAACUAAUUCAUCCAAGUUAUUAAUUAGUAAGGUUUAGAGGGAGGUAAAAAAGUUACAAAAUUGUUCAAAUAUUGAUAAUGGCUUAUUUCCACGAUACGAACAUUUUUAUGCUGUUUUUCAUUCAAAAACUCACCUCCUUUCUAUCUAAUCUCUGGAUUUGUGUCUUUAAUGAGAUGUGAUUUUGUUUGAUCCUCAUGCAUAACCAAGUAGCCAAGCCAGCCAAGACAAGACAUGUUUCAACUAGUCAACUGCAAGCCGUUCAACCCAUUACUCAAGGGGACUGAUGUUGGUUGGUAUCGUAUCCCAACAAGCACAGUCACAACUCCUAAUCAUCUUUGUGUGAGACUUGACAAUGGGAACAAAUAUGCAAUGAGACCUCUAUUCAGCCUGCGACCCCACACUAACCAUGGAUACGGAUCGGAGCGAACUCCUGAUAUUCUUGACAAUACAGUUGAUGGAGGGUCCCUUAUAAGAAAGUGCAUUGAGGCAUUACAUGAAAUUCGGAAUCUUAAUCAUGCAGCCUAUUCCAAAGCCUACCUUUUAAGAGAGUGCAUCGAGGCAUUACAUGAAAUUGAGAAUCUUAAUCAUGCAGCCUACUCCAAAGCUAUGGACAAGUUGAAGAGUGAACCUUCUUGGAGAGUUGUGUUUUUAGAGUUGCCUAAUAAUAGAAAGAAAGAUUGGGUCCUCACUCUUUGAGUGUUUGCCUUCAAU
This is a messenger RNA of Diospyros lotus (date-plum), 1310 nucleotides long. RefSeq lists its product as uncharacterized. Lineage: Eukaryota; Viridiplantae; Streptophyta; Magnoliopsida; Ericales; Ebenaceae. The coding region runs from base 831 to 1295 and encodes 154 amino acids. The transcript has 2 exons. The record is from RefSeq and is a predicted model, not a curated record.